This is a messenger RNA of Sceloporus undulatus (fence lizard), 810 nucleotides long. Its product is annotated as cornifelin-like. The transcript has 4 exons. Bases 344 to 688 code for a protein of 114 amino acids. The record is from RefSeq and is a predicted model, not a curated record. Gene Ontology annotation, cellular component: cornified envelope. Lineage: Eukaryota; Metazoa; Chordata; Lepidosauria; Squamata; Phrynosomatidae.
CCCGGUGUGAGCCCUUGCAACCGAUCAUACAGUUAUGCUAAACCAAAUGCUGUAGGAAACCCUGAGAGAUGAUGAUGACCUUCUGGAUUCUUUGCAAAGCUCUCGAACCCUUGCAUGCCAGGACUUGCACCCAUCAUUGUAAGAGUGCUGUGUUCCAGAUGCCAUCGUUCACAAAUGCCUGCUCAUAAACUGAAUGAUGGCACCCCUUCUCUGACCGACGAAGCACCUGAAAGCUGGAUCCUGACAACCAGAAGCUGCAAUUGUCUAUCUAGGGUCUGGAAGCUUGGAUUCCAGGCCAUUCCUCCUCUUCUUCCUCCUCUUCUUGUUGGGUCAGUCCUCCUUCAUGGCUUUCCAGCCUUGCCCUGUGGUCACUCAGCCCAUGGCUGCCAGCAGGUGCUACCCGUCUUCCUUCCGGGGCUGGAAAUCUGGACUCCUGGACUGCAACGCUGACAAGACCAUCUGUGCCUGCGGAGCCUGUGUCCCCUGCAUCCUGGCUUGCAAAGUGGCUGUGGACUACGGCGAAUGCUGCUGUGUCCCAUUCCUUCCUGGGGCACUCAUUGCCAUGCGGACAGGCCUGCGAGAACAGCUCCGCAUCCAGGGCUGCGUGUGUUGCGACUGGGUGGCCUUCUGCUGUUGCUGCCCUUGUGCCCUUUGCCAAAUGGCGCGGGAGCUGAAGAGCCCCUGCUAGCCUCCUUUUUGGAGCUGGGACCCUGCGCCCACCCACCGUCCUCCGUCCGGCAUCUAUCCAAAAAGCACUUUGGAAAGAACUGAGCCAUUUUACAUCUUCCUGGGGAAGCUCUGCAGCUGAGA